GAUUCUGUUUUCUUUCGUAUUUUUUGCGAAUGUUGUUGGUUUUUUUUCCUCUGGCCGUUGUUUUGGAAUUGGGGUUUUUGUUUGAUUGUCCGUUGAAUCGUCUAACGGGGUCUGUUCCCAUUUUUGGAGUUUUUGAAUCUUCAGUCAUUCUUGUGCUGGGACUGUAAUGGUGCCUCUGAAUUCCGUAAUUUCUGCUGGAUUCGAGCUGCCUGAGUUCGGGGUCAAUCGCGAAAUCCGGGGUUUAGGAAGGGAAUUUCACUUUCGCUUUCUGAUUUUGGGAAUUGGGAAGUAGGUCUGAUCCGUCUGAGACUAUCUCAAUAUUCUGGAAACUGGAAAUUUAGAUGAGAGCAUGCAAAGGAGCCUCUAUUUUUUUUUUAUCUAUCUUGAACAUAGAUGUGGUGUCAUCAAGCAGAUGAUUAGAUGCUUCCAGAAGAGCAUCCUGGAGUGCGUUCUUUCAGAUGAUUUGUAGUGGAUUUAUUACACCCGAACAGUGCCAUCAUGGGCAUCUGUCUGAUGAAAUGCUGUUCUUCAUGGCUUCUUUUGAUCUCAUUGCUUUGUGCCCUAACAAAUGAAAACCGUGCGAUCAGUCCUGAUGGUGAGGUGCUUCUGAGCUUCAGAAAUGCAAUUACUAGUUCUGAUGGUGUCAUUCGUCAGUGGAGACCAGAGGAUCCUGAUCCAUGUAGAUGGAAGGGGGUGACAUGUGAUGUGAAAACCAAAAGAGUUACAGCUUUGAGUCUUACAUAUCACAAACUAAGUGGACCUUUAUCUCCUGAUCUCGGAAAACUUGACCAGUUGAAGCUUUUAAUGCUUCACAACAAUAAUUUGUAUGGGUCAAUACCUACAGAAUUGGGAAAUUGCACAUCGUUGCAGGGAAUAUUCCUGCAGGGCAAUUACUUGAGUGGAUCGAUCCCAAGUGAACUGGGAAAACUGUCUGAGCUUCAACAUCUGGACGUCUCGAGCAACUCUCUUGGCGGAGCUAUCCCUGCUUCGCUUGGGCAUUUAGAAAAGCUUACAGAUUUCAAUGUAUCGAACAAUUUUCUGGUGGGGCAGAUACCAUCGGAUGGAAUAUUCUCCAAAUUUUCAAAGGACUCCUUCAUUGGGAAUCUAAAAUUGUGCGGAAAGCAAAUAGAUGUUGAGUGCAAAGAUGACAGUGGAAACCCUUCUAGAGAUUCCCAGUCUACAACAGGUCAAAAUCAAGGAGGAAAGAAGAACUCAGGCAGGCUGCUCAUUAGUGCCUCAGCAACUGUCGGUGCACUGCUCUUAGUGGCACUCAUGUGUUUCUGGGGAUGCUUUCUUUAUAAAAAGCUCGGUAAAGUCGAGAGCAAAAGCCUUGCCAUGGAUGUUGGUGGAGGUGCGUCUAUCGUGAUGUUCCAUGGAGACUUGCCCUACUCUUCCAAGGACAUCAUUAAGAAACUGGAAAUGCUGAAUGAAGAGCACAUAAUCGGCAUUGGAGGCUUUGGAACGGUGUACAAGCUCGCAAUGGAUGAUGGCAGUGUAUUUGCCUUGAAACGGAUAGUAAAGCUGAAUGAAGGGUUCGAUCGGUUCUUCGAGAGGGAGCUCGAAAUUCUCGGGAGCAUCAAGCAUCGUUACCUCGUGAAUCUACGUGGAUAUUGCAAUUCCCCCACAUCAAAGCUGCUACUAUAUGAUUAUCUUCCUGGCGGUACCCUUGAUGAAGCUCUUCACGAGCGAGGCGAGCAACUACUGGACUGGGAUUCACGUGUAAAUAUCAUCGUAGGAGCGGCAAAAGGGUUAUCAUACUUGCAUCAUGAUUGUUCUCCGAGGAUUAUACAUCGUGAUAUAAAGUCGAGCAACAUUCUGCUCGACGGAAAUCUCGAGGCUCGGGUAUCUGACUUUGGACUUGCCAAGUUGUUAGAAGAUGAAGAAUCUCAUAUUACAACCAUUGUAGCCGGCACAUUCGGAUACUUGGCUCCAGAGUAUAUGCAAAGCGGCAGAGCCACAGAGAAGAGUGAUGUUUACAGUUUCGGGGUUCUGGUUCUGGAAGUAUUGAGUGGAAAACGACCCACCGAUGCCUCCUUCAUCGAGAAAGGCCUUAACAUUGUCGGAUGGCUAAAUUUCCUAAUAAGCGAAAACCGGCAAAGGGAGAUCGUUGAUGGGAACUGUGAAGGGGUGCAGAUGGAGAGUCUGGACGCUCUUAUAUCGAUCGCCACCCAAUGCGUAUCGUCCAGUCCGGAAGAUCGUCCCACGAUGCAUCGGGUCGUCCAGUUACUCGAAUCCGAGGUCAUGACCCCUUGCCCCAGCGAUUUCUACGAUUCCAGCUCCGAUUAAUCACUUGAUUUUGCCCUUCCGGAUUCAAUUUUUCUCCCCAGAAACCUAUGGUUUCUGCAGUGAUGGUGAUGAAUGAUGGACUCAAAGGGCAUUAACCAUUUCCUGUGAGGGAACGGAACGGAACGGAACGCAGUCAUCGGAUGCCAUUUUCUUUCCCAAUUUUACAAUGUUCAAGCCCAUUCAUUUCUUGCCUCCUUUUUUAUUUGUUUUUUAAAUGUUUCUGAAAUUGGCAAAACCCUUCAUUUUGAAUUUGAAAUUAAAUGUAUAUGAUUUGGUUAA
Tarenaya hassleriana is the source of this 2565-nucleotide messenger RNA. Its product is annotated as LRR receptor-like serine/threonine-protein kinase FEI 1. Gene Ontology annotation, molecular function: protein binding; ATP binding; protein kinase activity. The transcript is spliced from 14 exons. The record is from RefSeq and is a predicted model, not a curated record. The coding region runs from base 499 to 2286 and encodes 595 amino acids. Gene Ontology annotation, biological process: protein phosphorylation. NCBI's taxonomy places the organism in Eukaryota, Viridiplantae, Streptophyta, Magnoliopsida, Brassicales, Cleomaceae.